CGGGCGGCGGCCCCCCCCCCCGCCUCCGUGCGGGGCAAUAUGUUCAAGAGAAUGGCUGAGUUCGGGCCUGACUCCGGGGGCAGGGUGAAGGGCGUUACCAUCGUGAAGCCGAUCGUGUACGGGAACGUGGCGCGGUAUUUCGGGAAGAAGAGGGAAGAGGAUGGUCACACGCACCAGUGGACGGUUUACGUCAAGCCUUACAGAAAUGAGGAUAUGUCUGCCUACGUGAAAAAAAUUCAGUUCAAGUUGCACGAAAGCUACGGUAAUCCUUUAAGAGUUGUUACCAAACCACCGUAUGAAAUCACCGAAACAGGCUGGGGUGAAUUUGAAAUAAUCAUUAAGAUAUUCUUCAUUGAUCCAAAUGAAAGACCUGUAACCUUGUAUCACUUGCUGAAGCUUUUCCAGUCCGAUACCAAUGCCAUCCUGGGAAAGAAAACUGUAGUUUCUGAAUUCUAUGACGAAAUGAUAUUUCAAGAUCCUACUGCAAUGAUGCAGCAGCUGUUAACGACAUCUCGUCAGCUAACGCUAGGUGCUUAUAAGCAUGAAACAGAGUUUGCAGAUCUUGAAGUGAAAACCAGGGAAAAGCUGGAGGCUGCCAAAAAGAAAACUAGUUUUGAAAUUGCUGAGCUUAAAGAAAGACUAAAAGCAAGUCGUGAAACGAUCAACUGUUUAAAGAGUGAAAUCAGGAAACUUGAAGAAGAUGAUCAGUCUAAAGACAUGUGACGAGUGUUGACUUGAAAAAGAGCCUAUACUGAAAACAGAAGGACUUCCUUCAAUCAUGGAAUUCUAUGCGUUCAAUUCUGUAACUGAGACUACGUGCAUUUCACUUGCAAAUGAUUGACCUAUGUGGCAAUUGACUUCAUAAAUGGAAGAAAAAAGAAAGAAUGUAUCCUUGUUUUAUAGUUAAAAUCUGUGGGUAAUUAAUGAUUUAUUUCAAGUAGAAGGGGUUUUGGGGACCAAACUUCUUUUUUUUUUUUUUUUUUUUUAACUGCAUUUGAGUGGUAUAUGGAAACUUUGUAUUAAGUCUUGUAUUAGUUCAAUGUGAUUUUACAAAAUGCUGGUGUUUACUUUUUUUACUUG
Molecule: messenger RNA, 1080 nt
Organism: Haliaeetus leucocephalus (bald eagle)
Lineage: Eukaryota; Metazoa; Chordata; Aves; Accipitriformes; Accipitridae
Gene: YEATS4
Product: YEATS domain containing 4
Exons: 7
Coding region: 40-723 (227 amino acids)
Biological process (GO): regulation of DNA-templated transcription
Source: RefSeq, a predicted model, not a curated record